This is a messenger RNA of Closterium sp. Naga37s-1, 3057 nucleotides long. The record is from the annotation of a GenBank genome assembly. NCBI's taxonomy places the organism in Eukaryota, Viridiplantae, Streptophyta, Zygnematophyceae, Desmidiales, Closteriaceae.
AUGUCAGGAGCCAUUGUGCCAUCGGCCGGCCAGGAGCAGCGCCGGCCAUGCGACGUAGCGACGUUUCAGAGGAGCAACGUGCACAUCCUGCUGUCGGAUAAGGACACGGAGUCACGUCAAAAUGUUCUCGAGCUGCUUCGCCGCUGUUCGUACCGAGUCACGGCCGUUGAGAACGGGCGACUGGCGCUGCAGCUGCUGCGGUCGUCGAGCGACACGAUAGAUUUGAUUCUGGCGGAGGUGGAGCUGCCGAACGGCAAGGGGUACAAGAUGCUCAAGAUCAUCAUGCGCGAGGAGCGCCUCAAAAACAUUCCCAUCGUCAUGAUGUCGACGCGCGACGAGAUGGCGAUCGUCGUCAAGUGUUUGCGCCUCGGAGCCGCGGACUUUCUCGUGAAGCCGCUGCGCACCAACGAGCUCCUCAACCUCUGGACGCACAUGUGGCGCCGCCGCCGAUCCGUGGGGUUGGGGGAGGCUCCGCGGAGCAUGAUGGCGGUGAGCGCAAGCGAGGUGGCGCACGACCUGGCGGAGGCGGAGGAGGGUGGGCAGCAGCGAUGCGAGCUCAUGCUGCUGGAGACGCGAGACGCUCCCGGAGCGGGAGAAGCGGGAGGGGAGGAAGGGGAAGAGAGGGAAGAGAGCGACGCGGAUGAGCAGCCGUUCAAGCGGCGACACGUGGCGGCGCAGCGAGAGCGGGGCGCGGCGGGAGGAGCCUGCGGAGUGGCGCACGGUGGAGCGCAGGAGAGGAGGAGCAAGCUCGGCGCGCAGGACAGGGCGGAGCGGGAGGAGGUUGAGGGCCAGCCGCAGCCAAUGCCUGCGCUCGAGCUCUCGCUCAUGCUGCCACGUGUCGCGUUGCCGUUGGACGUACAAUUUGCGUCCGAGCGUCGUCUGCCGCCCGACCGAGCCGCGCUUGAGACCUCACGCCCUUCCAUGCCCCCCGCAAUGGCCGCCACUCUCCUCGCGCUCUGCACCUCCGCGGUGGCCGCCGUCGCAUCUGCGCCUCCGCGCGACACACGCGCCGCCGCAGUUGCAGCUACAACAACCAAUGAUGUUGCACGAGCUGGCGAUGCCGGUGCCGCGAGUGCAGCAGCAACAGCAGCAGCAGCAGCCCUCUCCUUAUCUUCCGCCAUUCCCGCCACCGCGCACCCUUUCCCCCCACCGCCCCACCAAAUGAUGCUGCGCCGAGCAGCCUCCCACGAACCCACCUCCGCGCCUCUCUUUUCCUCCGCCCGCCCUCCCUCCUCCCCCACCCGCGCAUCUGCGCUCCAGCCCUCCCCGCCCCUCCACACCUCCCGCGUGCUCCCCACGCGCGCCUCCCCCCAGCCGCCUGGCUCCGCGGCUGUUGCCACUCUGCUCCCGCCCUCCAGUCCCCUUCUGCCCUUCCGCCUCGCGCCCUCGCUCCCCUCUGCGCCGUCUGCGCCCUCUCUUCACUCCCCCGCGCACCUCGCGCUCCCCACGCGCACCAUCAGUCAGCCCAUCCUCCCCUCCGCUUCCACCGCCCGCCCUCCCGAACUCCGCCUGUCCGAAAGCCCGCCCGCUCCUGCCCCCGCGCCUGCGGCCGCGACUGCUACCACUGCUGCAGCAGCUGCUGCUGCGCGCGCCGCAACCGCCGCGCGCGCUGCGCUGAGUCGUUCAGCGAGCGCGGAGCAGGCCGCGGAGAGGAGCGCGGCGCAGGGCGCGGGGGACAAGCGCGCAGAGGAUAAGCGCGCGGAACCCGCGCCCGCGACGGAGCUGCCGUUAGCCGGACGACGGGCGUCGCCCGCACGGCUGGUCCCGAAGGCGGGUGGUGCUGCUGGGUCUAAUGCUGCUUCUGCUUUGAAACGGGGAGGUUGCGAGGCGAUGGCAGGGCGGGGGAGGAUGGCGGGGAGUGACGUGAAGAAGCAACAACAACAGCAGCAACAGCAGCAACAGCAGCAACAGCAGCAACAGCAGCAGCAGCAGCAACAGCAGCAGCAGCAGCAACAGCAGCAGCAGCUGCAGCAGCAGGGCGAGGCAGCAGCAAGAAAAAGUGUCGCAACCGCGAGGCGGGGCGGGGGCAGUCCCCCAUCCCCCGCCGCCAGCGCCACACCUCCGCGGACGGCCUCACGAGCAGCUGCGCGCGCGCCUGCAAGCCCUGCGGGGAUGCACCCGCGCCCUGCUGCUGGGCUGUGUGGCGGGGGAAGGGGUAAAGGCGCGGAACUGGCGGGGGCUUCACUGGGAGGGGAAGGCAGGGCAGGCCGAGAUGGAACGCAGGGGGCUCACAGCAUGGCGCAGAGCAUGGCACAUGGCACAGGAAACGGCACGGCUAGGGAUGGCGGGGGCGCAGAGGUGAAUGUGAGUGGCGGCAGCAGCGGCAGCCUUGUAGCUGGGCACAGCGCUGCCUUCUGGAACCAUAUGAUUGAUCGCAGUGGCCUCCGGGGGUACCUCCCCCACUCCCUGCCCCACUCCCCGCCCGCCAUGCCUGCUCCUGCUCCGAGCCUCCGUGCCGGAUCGCCGAACCUGCCCGCCGGCCUGCGUGGCGGCUCGGGCAGCUUGGCGGGUUACAAGAGGCAGCUGUCCGGGGCAGCACGCGUGGAGCAUGGGUCAGGGCGUGGGACUGGGCAGGGGUUGGGGCCAGCUUCUGCUGCUGACGCUGCUGCUGGGGGGGCAGCAGGCGGAAUGGGUGGAAUGGGAGGAGCAGGAGGGAUGGGAGGUUUGGGAGGAAUGGGAGGGAUGGGGGCAUUGGGGGGAAUGGGGGGAAUGGGGCCAAUGGGAGGGAUGGGAGGAAUGGGGGGAGGGGUGGUGGGUGCAGUGGGAGGGGGAGGGGCAAGUGCAGGUGGGGAUGGGUUGAUGGAGAGGCGGGUGGAGGGAUACCAGCGUCGGGAGGCAGCUCUGAACAAAUUCAGGCAGAAGCGCAAGGAUCGGUGUUUUGAGAAAAAGAUUCGGUACGUGAGCAGAAAGCGACUUGCGGAGAUGCGACCACGGAUGAAGGGGCAGUUUGUGCGGAAGAAGACAGCGGGGAAAGGGCAUGGCGGGCAGCAGGAGAGCGAGGAGGAGGACGAGGAGGAGGAGGAGGAUGAGGAAGAGGAGGAGGGAGGCAACGAGUAG